Zea mays is the source of this 1674-nucleotide messenger RNA. RefSeq names its product Proline iminopeptidase. Gene Ontology annotation, biological process: proteolysis. The coding region runs from base 288 to 1412 and encodes 374 amino acids. Gene Ontology annotation, molecular function: aminopeptidase activity. The transcript has 10 exons. The record is from RefSeq and is a predicted model, not a curated record. Gene Ontology annotation, cellular component: cytoplasm. NCBI's taxonomy places the organism in Eukaryota, Viridiplantae, Streptophyta, Magnoliopsida, Poales, Poaceae.
AGGCCUGUUUGGUUCACUACCCCAGUUGCCACACUUUGCCUAACUUUUCUGCCUAAGGUUAGUUGUUCAAUUUGAACGACUAACCUUAGGCAAAAUGUGACACAUUUAGCCACAAACCAAACGGGCCCUGAGUCCCCUCCUCCUCGCCCGCCCGCUCCGUGUUCAUUGCCCCACUCCCUCACGCCUCUCGCGCCCGCCGCUCCACCACCCCAACCCCCACCCACGCUCAGGUAACCGCCUGACAUCGUCAUCGGCCUCCGCGAUCUCGGCAUUAUUUACCCGUCCCCAUGGACCAGCGGCACAUGGGGUUCCUGACUCGUGAGUUUGUGACAGUGGUUUUCUCUGUGCCGCCUUUUGCAGGGGAAGGGGGUCUGGGUUGCGUACAGGCGAAAGGCACGCGCCGCCGCUGCCGCGCGAGCCUCUCCGUCCCCAUCGCCGCGCAGAUGGAUCCGUCGUCGGAGCCCCUGUACGCGCAGGUCGAGCCGUACGACUCCGGGUUCCUCAAGGUCUCCGAUGUCCACACCAUCUACUACGAGCAGUCCGGGAACCCGCAGGGCCAUGCGGCGGUGUUUCUCCACGGCGGUCCCGGAGCCGGCACGUCGCCCGGCAACAGGAGGUUCUUUGACCCGCAGUUCUACAGGAUCGUUCUGUUUGACCAGAGGGGUGCAGGCAGAAGCACUCCCCAUGCUUGUUUAGAGCAGAACACUACUUGGGACUUGGUAGCUGACAUUGAGAAGCUCAGGGAGCAUCUUGGCAUCCCUGAAUGGCAGGUGUUUGGUGGUUCAUGGGGAAGCACCUUGGCACUUGCCUACAGCCAGGAGCACCCUGAUAAGGUCACUGGCCUUGUUCUGAGAGGAAUUUUCUUGCUUAGGAAAAAGGAGUUUGAUUGGUUCUAUGAGGGUGGUGCAGCAGCCAUUUUCCCAGAUGCAUGGGAACCAUUUAGAGAUUUUAUUCCUGAGGAUGAAAGGAAUUGUUUCGUAGAUGCUUAUAACAAAAGGUUAACUUCCUCUGAUCCUAUUGUUCAGGUUGAAGCUGCUAAGCGCUGGACGAUGUGGGAGAUGAUGACUGCGCAACUUAUCCAAAACAAUGAUAACAUUAAACGAGGAGAAGAUGAUGAAUUUUCACUGGCAUUUGCAAGGAUUGAAAACCACUACUUUGUGAAUAAGGGAUUUUUACCCUCGGACUCAUUCCUAUUGGACAAUGUUGAUAAGAUCCGACAUAUUAAAGGUUUUAUUGUACAGGGACGUUAUGAUGUUUGUUGCCCUAUGAUGUCUGCUUGGGAUCUUCAUAAGGCUUGGCCUGAAGCAGAAUUCAAGGUGGUAGCAGAUGCAGGGCACUCGGCCAAUGAAGUUGGCAUCGCUGCCGAACUGAGGUCAGCCACCGAUAAACUGAGAGACUUGCUGCGCAAAUGAGCCGGCGAAAGGCAACCUGCACCUCUAUCUGAUCAUGGAACUCAGAGGCCCAUAAUAAUUACAUAGCUGUGUAACGGUUAGCACUGUGCCGUUAAACAAUGUCAUUGUCACCAUCGAUAUGUUGUUUGUUUGCUCGCUGGAGUGUAUGAGGAAUUGAAGUUUCAAGACGGGACCAGAAUGGGUGGGGCGUGUUUGGUUUGCGUUUUUAGACCUGGUCUGUCUAGCCAGCUAUGCCAGGGCAACACACCCUGGCUCUCACCUA